This is a messenger RNA of Pongo pygmaeus (Bornean orangutan), 3596 nucleotides long. RefSeq names its product BCL2 like 14 (gene BCL2L14). Gene Ontology annotation, biological process: regulation of extrinsic apoptotic signaling pathway. The coding region runs from base 402 to 1382 and encodes 326 amino acids. The transcript has 8 exons. NCBI's taxonomy places the organism in Eukaryota, Metazoa, Chordata, Mammalia, Primates, Hominidae. The record is from RefSeq and is a predicted model, not a curated record.
GCAGUCGUAUUCUAUCCCACUAUUAUUACUCCCAAAGAGUCUAAGGUUCCAGUGAUUUCACUUCAUCCUAGAGGCUAAAUGGGCUCCCCUGGACUCGCCUGGCAGAACUAACCACCUAAAAGAACGUUAUUGCAAGGGGAAAAUGCAAACAGGGUGAAGACAAGAGGCAUAGAUGAUGGACACUAAAACAAAGACCCCUCUUUUCAGCCUGAGUCCUAAACCUGAAGAAGCUACAGCCUGGAGCUCUAAACUACAUGAGUCUUUCCAAACGACAAGCCAAGAAGAUCUGUUGAAAGUUUCCUCUUAAGUUUCGUGGAGAGAGACUCAGGUAUAGAAAUAUCCUUACUGCCACCUGACCUGAAGCAGAAGAAAUCACUGACAGCUUCCAGACCAGGCCCAACAUGUGUAGCACCAGUGCGUGUGACCUGGAAGAAAUCCCCCUAGAAGACGAUGACCUAAACACCAUAGAAUUCAAAAUCCUCACCUACUACACCAGUCAUCAUGUCUUCAAGAGCACCCCUGCUCUCUUCUCGCCAAAGCUGCUGAGAACAAGAAGUUUGUCCCAGAGGGGCCUGGGGAAUUGUUCAGCAAAUGAGUCAUGGACACAGGUGUCAUGGCCUUGCAGAAAUUCCCAAUCCAGCGAGAAGGCCAUAAACCUUGGCAAGAAAAAGUCUUCUUGGAAAGCACUCUUUGGAGUAGUGGAGAAGGAAGAUUCGCAGAGCACGCCUGCCAAAGUCUCUGCUCAGGGUCAAAGGACGUUGGAAUACCAAGAUUCGCACAGCCAGCAGUGGUCCAGGUGUCUUUCUAAUGUGGAGCAGUGCUUGGAGCAUGAAGCUGUGGACCCCAAAGUCAUUUCCAUUGCCAACCGAGUAGCUGAAAUUGUUUAUUCCUGGCCACCACCACAAGCGACCCAGGCAGGAGGCUUCAAGUCCAAAGAGAUUUUUGUAUUUCAGGGUCUCCCCCAGCGCCAAGGCCACCGGCCUGUAGCUUCAAGUUCUAAGAAAGAUGAAGAAGAACAAAUACUAGCCAAAAUUGUUGAGCUGCUGAAAUAUUCAGGAGAUCAGUUGGAAAGAGAGCUGAAGAAAGAUAAGGCGUUGAUGGGCCACUUCCAGGAUGGGCUGUCCUACUCUGUUUUCAAGACUAUCGCAGACCAGGUCCUAAUGGGUGUGGACACCAGGGGAGAAUCAGAGGUCAAAGCUCAGGGCUUUAAGGCUGCCCUUGCAAUAGACGUCACAGCCAAGCUCACAGCUAUUGAUAAUCACCCAAUGAACAGGGUGCUGGGCUUUGGCACCAAGUACCUGAAGGAGAACUUCUCGCCAUGGAUCCAGCAGCAUGGUGGAUGGGAAAAAAUACUUGGGAUAUCACAUGAAGAAGUAGACUGAAAUAUCAGAUUUGUCAUCAGGAAUACUCUUUGUCUACUGUGGUCCUGUGCAUGUUGGCCUCAGAUGGACUACAAGAGAUUACAACAUACGAGGCAGAUGGAGCAUUGACGUUUUCAAAACCAUUAUUCCUGUGACUGGAGAGGCAUCAGGAGAGGCCUUGUUCGUCUCCAGCUCAUAAAAUGUAGCAGCAUGGUCCUUGACAGUGAUGUUUUUCAGGCCCUCCAUUGAGUACCUGAGGAAAUCUGUAAAGAUAAGUGGUGAUGUUGUUUCAAACGUUCAGAACAGAUACCAUCAUCCUGCCUUUGUUAGCUGCUGUAGGGAAAGUGUGUUACAGAUGUCUCCUGACCUCACAAGAGUGAAAAGAUAAACUGUGCAUGUGUUUACACUUCCGUUUCUAGUACUAUUUAUUUUUAAACUACACUUGGGGUGGCCUAAUACCUAGGAAGAUGUUGCUAUUCACGUUAGUAAACAGCCUAAAGAAACUCUUAGGUUUACUGCUACAUCCAUUUGUUUGGAGAGGUAACUGUUGUCUGUGCCUUUUUGAAAAACUUCCAUUUGGUACAAAAUUUUUACUCCAACACCCCCUCAACCCUUUUCUCAGGGACCAUACCUCUUCUUCCCAAGGUGCCUGGGACUUCAUCAUUCUUUGUGGUAGUACAAUGAUUGGUAGCAGGUAAAAUAAAUACAUGGAAAGACUACUGUCAAAAGAGUGUCUUCUGAUUAGUAAGUAGUAAGUCUUCUGAUUGAGUAUAAAAUGAGUUAAUUUACAUAAAGUGCUUAGAACACUUCUUGGUACUUAAUGUUAAGUCUUCACUUAUGGUCCCUAAUGUGUGCUGCCCUCAGCUAAGCUGCCAAUUUCCUCUCCUGUCAACGCAGUCACUGAUUGCUUUCCUGAGAUUGCGGCUGUUCAGUAUAAGGUUUUUUAGAAACAUGCUCAAUAGUAAGUGUUUAAGACACAAAACAAUUUUUAAAAUACUAUCAAAUUAUAAGGUCUUAUAAAUUUCUGGAUAUCUAGUACCCAGCAUAUGGCCUGAUGUCAAAUUGGUGCUUAAUAAACCUUUGAAGAACAAGUAAGUCAAUAAGUCAGACAUACUCUUAGGUUCAAGGGAAAACUGGAUCUAUCUAUUAUCAAAUGCUUCACUAGCCUACCUAUCUCAAUAAAAUGAGUUAUUCUCUUGUUUUCUUCUCCCACAUGAAAGUCAUCAGUGUUAGGGAUAGAGGAGUCUCCUUUUUUUUUGUUUUGUUUUGUUUGUUUUGUUUUGUUUUGUUUUGAGACAGACUCUCACUCUGUCGCCCAGGCUGGAGUGCAGUGGCGUCAUCUCGGCUCACUGCAACCUCCGCCUCCUGGGUUCAAGCAAUUCUCCUGCCUCAGCCUCCCAAGUAGCUGAGACUACAGGCACCUGCCACCACGCCCAGCUAAUUUUUUUUUUUGUAUUUUUAGUAGAGACGGGGUUUCAUCGUGUUAGCCAGGAUGGUCUAGAUCUUCUGACCUCGUGAUCUGCCCACCUUGGCCUCCCAAAGUGCUGGGAUUACAGGCAUGAGCCACCACGCCCGGCCAGAAGUCUCCUUUUAGACAUGGAGACACUGAAGACCACCUCUUCCUCCACUCUGAUCCCACCAUUCCAAACUCUUUGCAGUUCCCCAAAGGUAUUAUGCAACCUGGUACCUCUGAGCCUUCAUAACAAUAUCCUCUCUACUUGGAGUGUUCUUGCCUGAUGGCUUCCUUUCCCCGUUUCCACUAAAACAACUAACUCUAGCUCAUCUUUCCAAAUUUCCUCAAUUUCCUCCAGGACUCAUUUGCUAACCCUCCCUUGGCCAUCAUGUGGCUAUAUUUGGAUGCCUUUUCUCAUAAGAUGCUCCAAAUCACCCUGCAUGUAGACAUUAUGCUUAAUACAUUGCACCGUAAGAUUUGGUUUACCCAGUCUUUCUCAGUGGAUUGUAAAGUCGUUUGCAAACAGGUGCUAUGCCUAAUUUAACUUUAUAGAUCUAGUGCCUGGCAUAGUUUUGGCACACAGUUGCAGAACCAUACCCUCGUCUGACUGAUACAGCUUGUAAAUCAGUAUGACUGGAAUAUGCCCCAAGAUAUGUGUACUUACAACAAGCUCUCCACGUGUUUCCAGUAUCAUCUACGGCUUGUGGUCAAGAUGAAGUAACUAACAAGAUUUAAUCUCCUGCCUGAAAUAACUAAAAAAAAAAAAAAAAAAAAAAAAGACA